Molecule: messenger RNA, 1412 nt
Organism: Rubroshorea leprosula
Lineage: Eukaryota; Viridiplantae; Streptophyta; Magnoliopsida; Malvales; Dipterocarpaceae
Source: the annotation of a GenBank genome assembly
AGCCUAGAAGUUUGUCCUUGCCGACUUGAGGACAAAAUGCCCAAGCUACCAGUCAAAUUUUUAGGCCAAACAAUUUAAGGUGUUCAUAUAGGGGAAAAGACAAUCAUAUCUGUCUUAAUAAAACCACCACAUCUUCCUCCAUUUCUCUGCAAAAUCAAAGCAUCAAUCAUGACACCAAGAGACAUGUUUGCUCAUCUAGGAUCCAUAAUUGCCAGUUUGAUGUUUGUCUGGGCUGUUUUUCAGCAAUACUUCCCGUAUCAGCUUCGAAACUACGUCGAGAAAUACUCUCAGAGAUUGAUGACUUUUGUGUACCCUUAUGUUCAAAUUACCUUCAAUGAGUUUACCGGGGAGCGUCUGAUGCGUAGUGAAGCCUACACGGCCAUUGAAAACUACCUCACCUCCACUUCCUCCAUGCAAGCAAAGCGGCUCAAGGCUGAUAUUGGGCGGAACAACCAGUCUCUUGUGCUCAGCAUGGAUGAUCACGAAGAAGUUGCGGAUGAAUUUCAAGGAAUCAAACUCUGGUGGGCUUCCGGUAAGCAUAUUUCCAAGACACAGUCAUUUUCUUUCUACCCUGUUACAGAUGAGAAGCGGUAUUACAAGCUCACUUUCCACAAACGUCACCGGGAUCUCAUCAUCGGAGCUUACCUGAAACAUGUGGUGAAAGAGGGUAAGGCCAUCAGGGUGAGGAACAGACAGAGGAACCUGUACACAAACAACGGAUCCAGGUGGAGCCAUGUGGUGUUUGAGCAUCCAGCAACGUUUGAUACUCUGGCUAUGGAGCAGGAGAAGAAGAGUGAAAUUGUGGAGGACUUGAUUACAUUCAGUAAGGCUGAAGAGUUCUAUGCAAGAAUAGGAAGAGCAUGGAAAAGGGGUUAUCUCCUUUAUGGACCUCCAGGGACAGGGAAAUCGACAAUGAUCGCCGCCAUGGCCAAUCUUCUAAGCUAUGAUAUAUAUGAUCUUGAACUGACUGCUGUGAAGGACAACACUGAAUUGAGGAAGCUCUUGAUAGAAACAUCUAGCAAAUCUGUUAUUGUGAUCGAGGAUAUUGAUUGUUCCCUUGAUCUCACCGGACAGAGGAGGAAGAAAACAGAGAAAGAAGAAGUACAAGAAGAAACCAAGGAUCCGAAGCAGCGACCUCCCAAAGAUGAAAGAGAGAAUAUAAUCAGUCAGGUUACUCUUUCAGGGCUACUGAACUUCAUCGACGGGCUAUGGUCAGCUUGUGGGGGAGAAAGAAUCAUUAUUCUGGAUUAGAAAUGUAGAAUAUGCAGGAGUAGACAACCAUGAUUUUCUCCUCUUUUAUAAAAGCAAAUUAUUUUUCCGUUUUUAGGUUGAGCCUAUUGUUUUUAUAUUGGUCUAGAAGUGAAUCCAUUUUAGGCUGAAAAACUGCUUCACAAUAAAUCUAAAACAUUGGC